Molecule: messenger RNA, 2285 nt
Organism: Melanotaenia boesemani (Boeseman's rainbowfish)
Lineage: Eukaryota; Metazoa; Chordata; Actinopteri; Atheriniformes; Melanotaeniidae
Gene: ttll12
Product: tubulin tyrosine ligase-like family, member 12
Exons: 14
Coding region: 68-1939 (623 amino acids)
Biological process (GO): protein modification process
Source: RefSeq, a predicted model, not a curated record
GUCAGCUGUAGACACACUUCCUGGUUGGGGCAGCUUGUUAACACGUGAAAACUAUCUUGGGCCAGAAAUGUCAGAAAUCCUGAAUGAAUCGGAGGAAGAGGCGUUCCGGACCUUCGUGGGGCUCCAUGCGGGGGCCCUCCGGUCCUCCGGGGUCCCCCAGAUCUACUGGAGAAGCCUGUUCCACAAAAUCACCAACGAGAUAUAUGAUGCUGGGGAGGUUUUUGGAAUAAUGCAGUUCCAACAAGAGGAAGAAAAUAGAGAAGAGGAGAAGAAGAUCAAUCCUGGAGCUGUGAUCAGCUGUAAAGUGGUGGUUACCAAGGAGAGUGGACUGAAGAUGUCUGAGCCGACCAGUGUUUUCCUGGUGGAUCACGCCUGGACGUACCGGGUGGAAAACGCCCGGCAGCAGCUGGAGCAGAUCCCCGGACUGCUGCCCAGAAUGGCCGCCCUCAUGGGGGAGGAUUUCCACGGUGAGGUCCCAAGUCCCGACAUGGUGGACUUGAUUUUGGAGCGCAUGUGGAAGUACAACCAGACUUAUCAUCUCUCUCAAGGGUCAGCAGAGGAGAAGGUUCCAGUCUGGUACAUCAUGGAUGAAUUUGGCUCCCAGGUGCAGCACUCAGAUCACCCAAGCUGCUGCAUGGCUCCCUUCUACUACACCCAGGACCAGCUGGCCUACACGGUGCUGUGGCCUCUGCAAGACCUGCUGGAAGGAGACGAAGUUACUCGGGAUUAUGCAUAUGGAGAGACAAACCCCCUGGUGAGGCGAUGCCGUCUGUUACCAUGGAUACCAGAUGAACUGGAUGGGGUGAGCAGCAUCGUUGCAGAGCCCCAGGACUCAUAUUACGAGGCCGUCGCUCAGGAGAACAAGGAGCGCUUUCCUCUGGAAGUCCAUCCGGUCAUUUUUCCUAAAGAUAAAAUCCUGAAAGUGUUCUCAGAAAUGUCCCAAGUAACAGACAACCUGACACAUUCCCGCUUCCAGCUGACACAAGACGAGCAGGAGGCGGACGUUGCUUGGAGUUACAACCACAUCAAAGAUUACAGGAAGCUGAGUGAGGAGCAACCUCAUUUAAUGCUGAAUCAGUUUCCCUGUGAGAGCAUCGUAACCGUGAAGGACUGUCUGGCUGCUGUGGCUCGCAGAGUGAAAGGCGGUCCCUCCCCCGACUGGCUUCCAGAGACCUUUAACCUGCAGACCGAGCUGCCGCAGUUCAUCAAGUAUUACAGGCUGAGACAGGAUAGGGGAGAAGACAACCACUGGAUCUGUAAGCCCUGGAAUUUGGCUCGUGGACUGGACACACACAUCACCAACAAUCUGGACUACAUAAUCAGACAGAGAGAGAGCACACCAAAGGUGGUGUGUAAGUACAUUGAUGAUCCGGUGCUGUUCAGACGAGAGGACAUAGGAAUGGUGAAGUUUGACAUCCGCUACAUGCUGAUGUUACGAUCUGUGCAGCCUCUGCGUCUCUACACCUACAACGUAUUCUGGCUUCGCUUUGCUAACAGACCUUUUUCUUUGGAUCAUUUUGAUGAUUACCAAAAACACUUCACGGUGAUGAACUAUGCAGAAGGAGCGGAGCUCAAACAGGUCCACUACGACGAGUUUAUCCCCAUGUUUGAGAAGCAGUACCCAGAUUAUCCAUGGAAAGAGGUGGAAGCAGACCUGUUUGGAGUUUUUAAGGAGCUCUUCCAGGUGGCUUCUUCUCGACCAGCUCCUUAUGGAAUAUGUCCCUAUGAGCCAUCCCGGGCAAUCUAUGCUGUGGACCUGAUGCUGAAGUGGAGCAGAGACCAAAAUGGUGAACGGGUCAUGCAGCCUCAAAUCUUGGAGCUGAACUUCAGUCCUGACUGUUCCCGGGCCUGCUUCUACCAUCCUGCCUUUUACAACCACGUCUUCCAGACUCUCUUCCUGGACCAGCCUGAGGACUGUCCGGUCACACGGAUAGCAUAAUAAACUCCAACCUUCAUCCUUCCACUCUGUUUGGUCAUUUCUAGUUAAUCUUGAAUCCAAAAGUUGUUUUUAAAGCUGAUGCCAAACAACUUUGUACAAGUCGAAAGACUUGAUAAAGUAAAUCUGUAUCAUAAAUGUUUCUGUCAUAGGAUGUAUUCGCAUGUUCAUUUGGCAUGUUUUACGCUGGAUGACCUUCCGGAUGCAACCCUCUACAUUUAUCUGGGCUUGGGACCCUUGGGGAUGCAGAUACCGGGGAUUAAUUGAUUUUUCUUCUGUCAAGUCUGACAAAGGCUGAAAUUGCGACGUGUCUAUUUUUACCAUCAGUCAGUAACUCCACAUAUAUCUC